AUGGUUCGCAAUUACAAGCGAACAACUGACCAGCAGAAAUGGUCGGAACAGGCUAUGAAGGAAGCGGUGGCUAAAGAACGUGACAAAGAAAUGACCCUUACAGAUGCAUGUGAGACAUACAGUAUUCCGAAGACAACUCUGUUCCGAAGAGUAAGGAAAGAUGGUGAACCUGGUGAUGUGGCACAAAAGGGGCUAGGGCGUUUCAGGCCAGUGUUCAGCCAACAGCAAGGAAAGGACCUUGCAGACUAUCUUUUGUUCAUGGAGAGUCGUUUAUUUGGUUUAACUCUCAAGGAAUUCCGACAGCUAUCAGUCCAAUUUGCUGUCAGAAACCAUGUAGAACAUCCAUUCAAUAUGGAACUGAAGAUGGCAGGAGAGGAUUUUGUGUACGGAUUUUUGAAACGUCAUCAAAUGUUGUCACUGCGUACACCAGAAGCCACUUCAUCAGCAAGAGCAGCAGGUUUCAACAAGGUAGUUGUCAUGAAUUUCUACCGAUUAUUGAACUCGCUGUAUGAAACAUACCAUUUCCCACCAAGUCGUAUCUAUAACAACGAUGAAACGGGAGUGAUGACAGUGCCAAACAAGACUUCAAAAGUUAUAUCAAUGAAGGGUAAAAAACAGGUUGGUGCACUCGCCUCAGCGGAAAGGGGAACGUUGGUCACAGCAGAAAUGUUUUAA
This is a messenger RNA of Gigantopelta aegis, 675 nucleotides long. RefSeq lists its product as uncharacterized. Lineage: Eukaryota; Metazoa; Mollusca; Gastropoda; Neomphalida; Peltospiridae. The coding region runs from base 1 to 675 and encodes 224 amino acids. Gene Ontology annotation, molecular function: DNA binding. Gene Ontology annotation, cellular component: nucleus. The record is from RefSeq and is a predicted model, not a curated record. The transcript has a single exon.